Molecule: messenger RNA, 1137 nt
Organism: Zychaea mexicana
Lineage: Eukaryota; Fungi; Mucoromycota; Mucoromycetes; Mucorales; Lichtheimiaceae
Product: regulator of Vps4 activity in the MVB pathway-domain-containing protein
Exons: 5
Coding region: 131-802 (223 amino acids)
Biological process (GO): protein transport
Source: RefSeq, a predicted model, not a curated record
GCAAAGGUGUGUGGAUUAUAAGAUUGUUUCCCAGCAGCAACAGCAGCGGUGACGCGCCAUCCCGGACCCGACAAGAACGUUUCUACUCGCUUUCAUUUCCAUUUUGCCGCCCACUUCUAAGCGAUUACCAAUGUUUCAACCAAGUAAACUCAAAGUACACCUGAAAUUAUCCAUCAAUCGCCUAAAAAUGCUGCAGGCAAAAAAGAAUUCGCUCGGUCAGCAUCAACGCCGAGAGAUUGCAACUCUUCUCGAUAAAGGCAAAGAGGAAAGUGCACGUAUUCGAGUCGAACAUAUCAUUCGUGAAGAUCUGCUGGUGGAGACCAUGGAAAUGCUCGAACUGUAUUGUGAUUUACUACUCGCACGUUUUGGAUUGAUUGAACAAUACAAAGAAUGCGAUCCUGGUAUUGCUGAAGCAGUGAACACGCUGAUCUGGGCUACACCUCGUACUGAUGAAGUUAAAGAAUUGGCUGCGGUCAGAGAUCAAUUUGCUGCAAGAUAUGGAAAAGAAUUUGUGCUAAAUGCACUUGACAACGUUGACCAGGUGGUGAAUGAUAGGGUAGUUUCAAAGCUUCAGGUCAGUGCCCCCGACCCGUACCUAGUUGAGCGGUAUCUCGAAGAAAUUGCAAAGUCCUAUGACGUACCGUGGACUUCAAGCAUCUUGGCUGCCGAGGCUGAGGAUGAUUUGGAUGAUGACAGCUCGAGUGGUGGCGGUGGUGGACUAGCUGAAGCAUAUCCGGCAGAAAUGGAGCCUCCUCUUCUGGCAAAACCUAGUGCUUCGAGCAACAGAACGAUGAAAGUGUAAUUUCGCCACCACAGCCGCCUAGCGAACCUUCCAUUGACCUGCCUAAAAUUCCAUCCAACAUGCCACCCAGAACAAAGCGCUCGCCCGCCCCUGCUGCUCCUAAACCUCAAGAUGAUCCAAAUGACUUUGAUUCUUUGGCCAGACGGUUGGAAGCAUUGAAACGAAAGUAAAAAACAAAAUGGAAUGACCAUAUAUAAAUUGAUACCCUCAACAUCCUCUUUUGAUUCUUUCUUUCAGUCACUCUCUCUGUCUCUUUUAAACCAAUAUACAUAUAUGUAAGGUGUAAAAUAAACUUGUGGGAAUCAUUUUAUUAAAAAAGUAGAGUAAAAGCAAAG